AUGCCUCUCUCUCUUUCGAGUCGAGUGAGGGAGGAAUUGGCAAAGGAAACCUGCGAAAAGCUUUCAACCCAACAUCAAGCCAAGAAGAAGGCUAAAGCUAUUGAUAGAGACUUCUUUCUAUCCGUCCUUGGAUCCUCUGCAACCAAACGAGAAGCACGUUCUUACAUUCAAAACUUCAAGCCACCGAAUACUGCUCCUACAAAAUCGAAAAUUCAAGAAUCUACCCAACAAAAUUCAACUGAAAAUGGGGCCAACUUGGGAAGUAUUUAUACAGCCACAAGAGCUGUGGCAGAGAGUCCAAAGUUUGUACAACAACCGGUGCUACCAAAACCCGCACCAGAGGGACCGCUAUUACAUGUUGCCUUGGUCAAAAUUAGAGCUCCGCAGCUGCUAGAUGAUGAAACAUUGAGUGGGAUUGGGAAAACAUUAUCAAGAUUAAGCAGGCUUGGAUUAGUGAGUACUGUUGUGGUGGAUGGUGAUGAUGGAAGCGAUACUUUUUUGAGAAUUUCCAACUGCGAAUGGAGAAAUAUGGUUAAAGAGCAGGCAGCUCGUGUUGUGGCUGCCAUUGAUGCGUCGGGAACAGAAGCACGGCUCGUGGAUAAUGUGAUAGGAAUCGCAGAGGAUGGAUCUAAUUUCGAACAACGGCCUUAUUUGAAAGGUAGGGUACAUGUGACACUCCGGGAGCUAUUGAUGACACCUUUGAGACGAGGAGUACUUCCCAUUAUCCCUUCAAUAGGACAUACGGAUAUCACUCAGACUGUAGUAUCAGCUACAGCUAAUGAUGUUGUCUUGGCUCUCACUCGGGAAUUUGCAGGAAUAUGGUCUUCUGAAUCACCGGAUGAACAUCCUAAUGUUGUCAAGGAACGACUACAAGCCCUACGAAGUGAGGUUUCGCUUGAUCGUUUGAUCUUGGUUGAUCCUCUUGGCGGUAUCCCGGCGUCUGAUAGGAAAAAUGGGUACCAUGUUUUUUUGAACAUGGAACAAGAAUAUGAAUUGGCGAAGCAAGACCUUAUAAACCGAGGAGGAAUGCAUAGUGUAGCGCCUCAGAAACCAACACUACCUGAAGCAAGCGCGAAUUUCACCGUUGGCGAUCCAAUCCUCCUUUCCAGUUUUACCGAAAACAAACCUGGCGAGCUUGAUGAUUCGCCUCCGCCCCAAAAUGGGUCACCUGCAAAGCAUGAUCCAAGAAUGAAAUUUCAUUUAGAAAACUUGGAGUUAGUUCGGAGUACUCUAUCCCUCCUACCGCCCAGUUCUUCCGCUUUGAUAACUACACCUCAUGAAGCGGCGAAUUCGGAAAAACAACCAGAAUUUAAGGCCGCGGGAGUUGGCACACGACGACAACGAAAUCCACUGAUUCACAACCUACUUACAGACAAACCAGCUUUUUCUUCAUCACUUCCUGUUGGAAGAUUAGGACCAAUGGAUAAGAACGAACCAAUUUCCUCAUCAACAAAAUUUGCUCCAACCACUUUUGCGAAACAUGGCAUGCCAGUGACCAUUUUUCCAGAUCCAAAAACCACUCCUUGGCAACCACCUAUCGCUGGUGUCCCUCAGAUAAGCUUAACAGAUCCUCAAAUUGACCUUCCUCGUCUGGUACAUUUAAUUGAGGAUUCUUUCAAUAAAAAACUCGAUGUCCAGCAUUACCUACGACGUGUCAACAAUCGUAUAGCUGGAGUUAUCAUUGCUGGUGAAUAUGAAGGAGGGGCAUUGCUCACAUGGGAACUUCCACCUGGAGUUCCUGAUGGAAGUGAAGAAAGUCGAAAACGGAUGGUACCAUACCUGGAUAAAUUUGCUGUUCUAAAGAAAAGCCAAGGAUCCGGGGGUGUUGCGGAUGUCGUUUUUAAGUCUAUGGUUCGAGAUUGUUUCCCCGGUGGUGAUAAUCCAGUGAACAAGUGGUAUUUUGAGCGCAGUAGAGCUACCUUGAAGCUAUCUGAUACGAAUUGGACAAUGUUCUUCACGACACCUGAAGAGAAUAUGGAUCAUCAAACUUUUAAAGAUUAUGAAGCUGUGUGUAAGUUUUUUGGAAGAGAGAACGUUGGUGGGUAUUAUCAGCAGGGAAAGAGAGGAAUUUAUGUCCUCGAUAGUGAAUGA
This is a messenger RNA of Sclerotinia sclerotiorum 1980 UF-70, 2091 nucleotides long. RefSeq lists its product as hypothetical. Gene Ontology annotation, cellular component: mitochondrial matrix. The transcript has 6 exons. Bases 1 to 2091 code for a protein of 696 amino acids. Lineage: Eukaryota; Fungi; Ascomycota; Leotiomycetes; Helotiales; Sclerotiniaceae. The record is from RefSeq and is a predicted model, not a curated record. Gene Ontology annotation, biological process: L-arginine biosynthetic process. Gene Ontology annotation, molecular function: L-glutamate N-acetyltransferase activity, acting on acetyl-CoA as donor; arginine binding.